Messenger RNA from Closterium sp. Yama58-4, 387 nucleotides. The record is from the annotation of a GenBank genome assembly. NCBI's taxonomy places the organism in Eukaryota, Viridiplantae, Streptophyta, Zygnematophyceae, Desmidiales, Closteriaceae.
AUGAUCGUUUCCCCAUACAGUGAGGGCCGCAUCCCCACCCCGUCGCCCCCGCAUCCCCACCCCGUCGCAGCAUUCCUCCGAUUCUCCCAUCCGCCCUACCUCACAUCUGUCUGUUCCUUCCGUCCACCUUCUGCAUUUCCUCGUGUACAUCGCCUCUCGUUCUCCCUUCCUCAUUUCCUCCCUGCCCUCUUUUGGCAUCGCCUCUCGUUCUCCCUUCCUCAUUUCCUCCCUGCCCUCUUUUGGCAUCGCCUCUCGUUCUCCCUUCCUCAUUUCCUCCCUGCCCUCUUUUGGCAUCGCCUCUCGUUCUCCCUUCCUCAUUUCCUCCCUGCCCUCUUUUGGCAUCGCCUCUCGUUCUCCCUUCCUCAUCUCCUCCCUGCCCUCUUUUAG